AUGCUGUCAAUAUUCUCAGCCAGUUCGUUCAUGCUCCUUGUCAGUCGCAUCUUGAUGCAGCUUUUCGUAUCCUCAGAUAUUUGA
This is a messenger RNA of Linum tenue, 84 nucleotides long. Lineage: Eukaryota; Viridiplantae; Streptophyta; Magnoliopsida; Malpighiales; Linaceae. The record is from the annotation of a GenBank genome assembly.